Messenger RNA from Prorocentrum cordatum, 2848 nucleotides. The record is from the annotation of a GenBank genome assembly. NCBI's taxonomy places the organism in Eukaryota, Dinophyceae, Prorocentrales, Prorocentraceae.
GCCGAAGACGGCCCAACAGGGCACCAAGAGCGCUCAGGAUGGCCUCCCGUAAUUAGCCAUUUUGGCUCAAGACGGUUGAGCGGCCAUGAAUGGCUGAACGGCCAGCUCGAUCAUCCGGGUAUUGAAAUAUAGGUAUGUGUAUCUCAUCGUCGCAUCAUGGUGUUGCACCAUGGUGCGCAAAACAGUUUGCAGUAGCGCUAUUGUUGUUUUCUUCCCCUACUUGUACUACGUGUGCCGUAGGAGCCGCAAGGGCCAGCCUAGAUACAUUAGAAGUGCGCGAGCGUGCGGGGCACAUCGAUGUGGCCAUGCUGCAGGUCUCUAUGAAUGAUUUGUCGUAUGAGGUGCAGAACGCGACGGAGCGUUCCGAACGGUGGCCUCGUGGCUGGCUGUCUUCACGCCAUCAUCGAGGAGUGAGCCGAUCAUCUGAGCCAGCACGAGCAGCUGCGACACCAUCGCCGACCGCCUGCGUAGAUGCCGACAACGGUGCUACGAACAGAAUGGGCCGCUCGUGUGAAGCCUACACGCACGACGUGGAUGCGCCGUUCUCGGGUAUCUGCUUCGACCCUUACUAUGACGACGGGGACUUCUCCUCGGACAUGUGCUGCGCGUGCCCGCGGGAGUGCCCCGCGCACGACCGUCCCGUCGACGCAGUCUGCGAGGACUGGAUCGAGUUCAGGGAGUCGAACGACGAUGGCGAGGGGAGGACCUCUCACUCCAACCUUGCUGGACUGGGCCCUGAUUUUGGCAAGCCCAGGGAGCUCAGGUAUUAUGGAGUCGGACAGCUCGCAAACGGGGUUCACAUCGAUGUAGCGUUCGUCAAUAUAUCCGAUUAUAUUCCGAGAACUACUAGCUGGAACAAGGUUUCUGGGUCUCAGGCAACUGUGAACCUGCUUGUCGGGGAAUUUGUAAAUCUGAAGGCAGAGUUUGUGAGAAACCAUACCUUCUGCCCUGAGACGCCACACCUGCCAAAGAUUACGUUCUGUGACAUUGACCACUACGAGGAUGGGGAGAACGAGGUCUUAUGUCUCGACGGUGUCAAUGCUAUCUAUACGGUCGACGAUGGCAUUGAUUUUGAUCUGGAUUUGUUCGAAUUCAAUACUCUCAGGGAUGGAACUCGGGUCCCAUUGACAUACACAACAUCUUCCAUCCAGACAUCGAUUCCAGGCAGGACGUCCAGGAAGUACGUCUCUAGUUCUGGCGAAAAAUUUGCGGUCCAGGCAACCUCGCGGAUGUUCGGCCACGCUUGCGACAACCCGCAAGACUCAAACCAGCUGAUCAACAUCACUUGCCCAGACGCGUCGGCCGCGACCGUGGACCAGGCAAAGCGAUGCUUCAUGGUCGAGUUCUUCAACGUCACCGAGUUCUUUGUCAGAUUCAAGAUAUUGUCGAGCAUGCCCGACCACUACAUCCAUGUUUGGGGCCGCAAUUUCGCAAUGUCCGGAACUUCUUCAUUCUUUGCCGACGAGUCGACCGCGCCGACGGCGGCGCCGACAGCGACGCCGACAGCUGCACCGACUGCUGCACCGACAGCGGCACCGACAGCGGCGCCGACAGCUGUGCCGACAUCGGCACCGACUGGUUCACCGACAGCUGCGCCGACUGCGGCCCCGACAAAGGCACCGACAGCCUCGCCGACAGCUGCACCAACAGCUGCGCCGACAGCCGCGCCGACUGCUGCACCAACAAUGGUGCCGACAGCGUCGCCGACAGCUGCCCCAACUGCUGCGCCGACAGCCACGCCUACAGCGGCGCCUACAGCUGCACCUACUGCGACACCGACUGCCUCGCCGACUGCGGCCCCGACAUCUGCGCCGACUGCGGCGCCGACUGGUUCGCCAACCGCUGCGCCCACGGCUGCACCAACGAGGGCACCGACCAGUUCACCGACAGUUGCGCCGACUGCGGCGCCGACUGUUUCGCCGACUGCGGCGCCGACAGCUGCGCCGACGGCUGCUCCGACGAGGGCCCCGUCUGCUUCGCCGACAGCUGCGCCGACUGCAGCCCCGACUGGUUUGCCGACCGCUGCGCCGACUGCGGCGUCGACAGCUGCGCCUACAGCGGCGCCAACAGCGGCCCCGACUGCGCUGCCGCGUGUGAGCGCGUCAGGCGAUCCGCAUCUUGUUAAUGUGGCAGGGCAGCAUUUCGACGUGAUGAAGCCUGGAGCCCACGUCCUCCUCCUCGUGCCCCUCGAUGCGCGUCCGCUGUCUACGCUUCUUCGUGUGGAGGCCGACGCGCGGCAGGUGGGUGGCGCUUGCGCGGACACGUACUUCUUGAGCGUCAACAUCACUGGGAAAUGGGCAGAGUCCAUAGUCCACAAUCACAAGCUAGGCAGUGGUCACGGGCUGAUGUUCAGCGCAGGCACUGGGGCAUCCCACACGGGCACAGAGUGGAUGUCUUUCGGAACUAUUGCCCUGAAGGUGGUCCAUGGCCGCACCAACGAGGGCAUAGCAUACCUUAAUUUUUUCGCUCGCAAUCUAAAGCGAGCGGGGUACCUUGUUGGAGGUCUUUUAGGGGAGGACGAUCACAGCGAAGCUGCCACCCCUAUAGAUGAAUGCAGACACGUUUUUGACGUCUAGUUAGUACUUCCAGUGCACGGUGCUUGGCCGGGACACUGCACUAUUAUCUUCCCCGCGUUGAAGGGGUCUUGCCGGACGUUUGACAGGUUUUGGUGAAAGUUCACGGCCGAUUUCUUCGGUGGGCGGCGGUGGGACCAGGAGGAGUGUUUUCACGUGCUCCGCCAGCUGGCGUAACAGCACAUGCAUUUCAUGUUUUAGGGUUGCGUUCUCUCUGUCCUCCGUCUCGCCUCGACCUUCCCGAGAGUGCUCCGCCACCUGCCGUGACAGCGCGU